AUGGUAUAUACAGCCACUAUUCGUGUCCAAAACGGUGAAAGUUGUAUUGUUGCUGUUAAGAGAUUAGAUCCCGGCUCCAACCAAGGAGCGCCUGAGUUUUGGUCUGAAGUUGAGAUGCUGUCUAAGCUGCGGUACUGUAAUCUUGUUUCAUUGAUUGGUUAUUGCAAUGAUAACGACGAGAUGAUUCUGAUUUAUGAGCUUAUGACCCAUGGAAGCCUUCUUGAUCAUUUACACAAAUAUGGUACUAAUCUAAGUUGGAUACAACGACUCAAAGUAGGCAUAGGUGCCGCACAUGGGUUGCAUUACCUUCAUACGGGGACAGGCACCAAACAUGGUGUCAUACACCGUGAUGUAAAAAGCUCAAAUAUUUUGCUGGAUAAAGAUUUUGUUGCAAAGAUAUCAGAUUUUGGAUUAUCCAAAAUUGGGCUAAUGAACCCAUCAGGCACCUAUGUCAACACGCUCAUUCGUGGUACAUUUGGCUAUUUCGAUCCCGAGUAUUUUUUGACUGGAAGAUUGACAAGGAAGUCAGACGUCUUUGCCUUUGAUAUGGUUUUAUUCGAAUUGUUAUCUGGUAGGGUGGCAUUGAGCACAAGUCUUGAUGACGAUCAAUGCAGUUUGGCAAGAUGGGCUCAUGAUUGUAUCGAAAAAGGGAAGGUAGAUCAAAUCGUCGAUAAAAGAAUUGAGAGGCAGAUAUUUUCCAAGUGUUUGAAGUUGUUUGUGCAGAUUGCGGAUCGUUGUCUACAUAGUGAGUCAAAGAAACGCCCUACUAUGGCAGAGAUUGUGGUCUCUCUUGAGCUUACUCUAUCUUUACAAGUUAAAUUUGAAAACCAUCAAAAUCCUCAAGGCAUAUUGGCAUUUCCCAAAUGGAUGAGAUGUUUCUUUUCCUCACCUGGUGAUUUACACUCUGCUCAAGGUGAUAGAAAGCCCACAACAAACAACCAAGAUGCCAUUGCAUACAGUCCUUGCAUGGAUAUUCUGGAUUGUUUGAACCAUGUUUCAGCUCAAGUCAACCCAAAGCCUCUUGAUGAAGAAGACAUCAUUAAUCAAGCCUCAUUGUCAAAAGAAGAUAGUGGUGGUCAACUUGAAGUAUCUCCUGUUGGGAGAAUACAGAUAUUGGCUCAUGAUUUGAAGAUGUAUUCAUUUAGAGAAGUAAAAAAUGCCACAGGAGACUUUGGGCAUAAUAUGAGAUUGGGUGCAGGAGAAUUUGGGGAGAUUUUUAAGGGUUACCUAAAUAUGAAGACAGAUUUCCCAUCUGUUGCCGAUGCUCCGUUGAAGGUUGCUGUUAAGAGGCUCUAUCAUUUCAAGAUUCAACAUCGCCUAAAGGGGAAGCCCGAAAUGGAUCUUGAUCUCUAA
Helianthus annuus (common sunflower) is the source of this 1353-nucleotide messenger RNA. RefSeq names its product receptor-like protein kinase FERONIA. Gene Ontology annotation, cellular component: plasmodesma; plasma membrane. Bases 1 to 1353 code for a protein of 450 amino acids. The transcript has 4 exons. Gene Ontology annotation, molecular function: ATP binding; transmembrane receptor protein tyrosine kinase activity. The record is from RefSeq and is a predicted model, not a curated record. Lineage: Eukaryota; Viridiplantae; Streptophyta; Magnoliopsida; Asterales; Asteraceae. Gene Ontology annotation, biological process: protein autophosphorylation.